Messenger RNA from Acipenser ruthenus (sterlet), 1101 nucleotides. Its product is annotated as Fc receptor-like A. The record is from RefSeq and is a predicted model, not a curated record. The transcript is spliced from 6 exons. Gene Ontology annotation, molecular function: transmembrane signaling receptor activity. Lineage: Eukaryota; Metazoa; Chordata; Actinopteri; Acipenseriformes; Acipenseridae. The coding region runs from base 1 to 1101 and encodes 366 amino acids. Gene Ontology annotation, biological process: cell surface receptor signaling pathway.
AUGGCUCGUUCCCAGAAGAGGAAAGAGGGUCAUCCUCAGGCUGUCCUGACCCUGCAGCCUGCCUGGGCACAGAUAUUCAUAGGAGAGACAGUCACCCUGAGCUAUGGAUUGGUGUUACUGCAGACUCCCCCCCAGCCUGUGUUUGAGGGAGACUCUCUGACUCUGAGGUGUCGUGUCUGGAGUUAUAAAGCUACCAGGGUUGCCUUUUAUAAGGAUAAUGAAGAGUUACAGUCCCGGGCUGACACAGAGCUGAAUGUGGCUCGUGUUUCAAAGAGUGACGAGGGGUUCUACAAGUGCAGAGCGGAGUGGUGGGACUUCACUUACUCUGGUGACUCUGCAGAGGUGCAGGUGACAGUGAGAGUGGACACUCCGAAGCCUGCACUGACCCGGGAGCCUGCAGGAGAGAUAUUUGAAGGAGACACGGUCACCCUGAGCUGUGUGGUUGAGGGGGGCUCUGGUGGCUGGAGAUAUCUCUGGUACAAAGACAGGCAGGGAGCUCCAGUGUACCAGACUGACAGCAGCAGUGGAACUGGAGCCGGAUACACAAUCAGUGCUGCUGCUCUGUCCCACAGUGGAGAGUACUGGUGUGGAGCUGGAUGGGGCAGGAACACGUCUUACUCACAAUACAGCCAUCCCAUAUGGGUAAAUGUAACUGCUCUGUUCUCCAGGGUGACUCUGACAGCAUCUCCAGGAGCCACAGUGAAGGAGGGAGAGGCUCUUAACCUGACCUGUGAGGCAGCAGUGAACAAAACCCCCCGCCCUGAACUCCACUACACCAUUGUGAGAGACGGGGAGCCUGUGACUAACAGCACUGACUCUGCACUGUACAGCAUAGCCAGCACUGAGAAGAGCCACACUGGGAGCUACACGUGUGCUGUGGAGUCACAGGGAGUGAAGAAGAGCAGCCAGGAGUUACACAUUGAACUGCAAACGUCCUGGCACAGCGCUGUUGCUAUUGGCUACAGAGUGAGCUUCACUCUGAUUCAUUUCAUUGUGUUCACUCUGCUGCUCCUUCAAUACUGCAGGAUCCAAGGUGAGACUCCCAGUCAGUGCACACAUUUCACCUGGCCUGUCACAGCACACAUGCAGGCUUCUUCUUAA